AUGCGGGAAGGGAUGGAUGAGUACAAAAUUUCGGCCCGGUAUAAGAGCAAACAUGAAGAGGCUCUGAGGCACGAAUUAGACAAGGCGUCUGAAAAAUUUAGGGCCUUAAGUAGGCGUCAAGGCCUUAGGGCUCCAUUCAGAGAGCAGGAUCGACCACGGAGAGGCGGAGGGAGGAAGAACCGCCGAUUGGAGCGCUUUCAAGGACCAGCUCGAGAUGCUAUGUGGAUCACUCGGCAAAGGGAGUGGCCAGUGCAGGUCAGGAUGCAAACAUAUGCUUAUUGA
Molecule: messenger RNA, 282 nt
Organism: Haemonchus placei
Lineage: Eukaryota; Metazoa; Nematoda; Chromadorea; Rhabditida; Trichostrongylidae
Source: the annotation of a GenBank genome assembly